AUGGGGAUCCAAGACGGGAGCAUCCAACAAUCCCCACUGUUCUUGUUGGCGAGGACCCUAUUCCAGAACAAUAGUGAGCAAACACCCGCGUCCCGCACUGUCGCCCCAUCGCCACCUUCCGAGUACGGCCUCCAUUCCCUGCAAGACAACUGCCGGCGAAGGUCUCGAAACGACCCCAUCGAUAGCGUCAUUCGUAAUGCGCUAUCCUCGACGAUGGGCGCUAGCGUGGUCGCCACAGUGGUGACGCCGCUGGACGUUGUCAAGGUUCGUCUGCAAGCCCAUGUAUGUCCCGUCGGCGGCCACUCCCCGUGUGAAGAUCCCAAGCAUGUGGAGGGCUCUUUAGAUGCCGCGCGAAAAAUCGUUCGCUCGGAGGGCGUGCGCGGCUUGUGGCGGGGGCUGAACGUCACGCUGUUGAUGGCCAUUCCGACCACGGGUGUUUACUUUACCCUGUACGAGGCGUUUCGGGAAAAAAUUGGCAACUCGUUCCCCGAGGCCUCAAAGCCCGCCUCGGCCAUCGCCGCUGGGGCGAUGGCAAGGACGGCGGCAUGUUCGGUGGCUAGUCCUUUAGAGCUUGCACGAACUAGUCUACAAGCGGGGGUCGGUGGGCCGAACGCGACUGUGCUUUCGGUUUUGAAGCAUGUCAAAAACACGGAUGGGUGGUCGGCGCUUUGGCGUGGGUUGGGACCAACGCUGCUGCGCGAUGCUCCGUUUUCCGCAAUCUAUUGGAGUGUAUAUGAGACUCUCAAGGAUCCGCAGACAUCUGUGCUGCCAAAACCGCUUUUCGCGUCAGGUACCUCAUACAGCGUGUAUCUGUGCGCUGGAAUUGGAGCAGGUGGUUUGGCGGCUUUGUGCACGGUUCCAGCGGACGUCGUCAAGACAAGGAGGCAGGCAUCUUUUGCACGCGGUGCAGAUGGGCGGUCGGUCGCCCCCAGAGCGAUGACUAUUGCAAGACAGAUUAUAUCUGAUGAAGGGAUUCGUGGACUGUUUCGCGGUGCUGGACCACGAAUUGCGAAAGUGGCUCCCGCGUGCGCAAUUAUGAUGGGUUCAUAUGAGAUUUUCAGAAAGGUUUUUGGCGGGACAGCAUGACGCCCGCGUUUGUUGGCCGAGGGAAGAAAUGUUUUGCGGCGGGCGCGGGUCCGCGAAUCACGGGGCGCAGUUGGGAGAUACGGGGAGGGUCCGUGGACUCUUGCCUUUGCGAUUUUGUCAUGUCCUCGCGGGCAGGAAACCUCCGAACGUUUCGGACACGGGUAGGGUGUGUGCCUAUUCCAUUGAAUACUACUGGUUAUCCCACUACUGUUGGGACGCUACAGCGUGCCUCAAACAUUCAAGUGUAAUACUGCAAAUCCGGAGAGAUAGCGUACCACACGCAGCCAAAUUACAUGACUCCAUUGUCCGCCGACAAACAGCAAGCGCGGAUCACGGGUGGCUAGUUCUAAUAAUUUGCUGUCCAGCGGGAUUCAUUCGCUUCUAACUUUGGAUGGCAAAUAGUUUUUGCUACCGUACGAGAAAACGAAACAUGUAAAACAAAAAUGACUAAAAACGGUUGAUUUCAA
Messenger RNA from Chondrus crispus (carragheen), 1553 nucleotides. Its product is annotated as Mitochondrial substrate carrier family protein. The record is from RefSeq and is a predicted model, not a curated record. Gene Ontology annotation, biological process: mitochondrial transmembrane transport. Lineage: Eukaryota; Rhodophyta; Florideophyceae; Gigartinales; Gigartinaceae. The coding region runs from base 1 to 1086 and encodes 361 amino acids. The transcript has 2 exons.